Molecule: messenger RNA, 453 nt
Organism: Octopus sinensis (East Asian common octopus)
Lineage: Eukaryota; Metazoa; Mollusca; Cephalopoda; Octopoda; Octopodidae
Exons: 1
Coding region: 1-453 (150 amino acids)
Source: RefSeq, a predicted model, not a curated record
AUGGCGGCUUGUGAGAGACGACUGGUGUCCUGUGAUGAAAAACAAAGGAUUGUAUGCCUUCAUCAAGAGGGCGAGUCAAAUUCUGAGAUAGCGACUACUGUAGGAAGGUCUAGAAGUAUUAUGCAACAAAUUGUAGCUCGUUUUAAGUCAUCAGAAUCGACAGAUGCUAAACCCCAAACUGGUAGACUUCGUAAAACUUCACCAAGACAGGAUCGUAUUAUGGCUAGAACGUCACUGAAGGAUACUUUUAAGAGCGCUGCUGAGAUAUCCCGCAAGUUUAGCUCCACUUCCGAUGUCAGCUUAUCGCACAAAAUAGUUUCUUGGAGGUUACGAGGUUCUGUGUUGCUUGCUUGGGUACCGAAAAGAAGUCCAAGAUGGCUACCAGUGGAUGGGUUGAAAUUGGUGAAGGAAGGUCCCGUAAUGUCAGCGUUAGUAGUAUUCCUAAAUAAGUGA